CGCCCCUUUAUACCUGGUUCUCAGCCUUCUUGGGGCUGGCCUCAGCAGGAGGCUCCUCCCUGGUGCUGUCUAGCCCUUCUUUUAUAGGUACUCUACAAGUACCAACUCCGUCUGCUGACUAGUGGAAAACUUUCCCUACUGCUCUCACUGCCUCCAAGGAGGUCCUUGAGGCCAACAGCCUCUCUCUACUUCGUGGUAGUCACCUUGACAACGCCUCAUCCCCACCAACACCUUCAAAGCUCGAAGCUUCAGUAAGAUCUUCAUUGGCAGGAAAUUGGCAGGAAAUUCAUGCCAUGUCUGCUGUUGCAGAGCGGGACCUUGGAUUUCCUGACCAAGAGCAAGAGGGUGGUAGGAUGGAUCACGAUGCUGGACAAAGUGUCUUGAAUGUGCUCACAAUCCAUGAGGCUGGUGAUGACAUCGAUGGAACCACAGGAUGUCUGGGUUCACAGGUAGUCUUGAGAGCCAUUCUGGGGGAAGAGCUGGGGCAGGAGGAGAUAUGGCCCGAUACUGAGGAGAUCUGCACUCAUGUGGAAGAGGUCUGGCCUGAUAUCAAGGACAUCUGGCCUGAUGUCGAGGACAUCUGUCAUAAAGUCAAGGACAUCUGGCCUGAUGUAGAGGAAACCUGGCCUGAAGUCGAGGACAUCUGGCCUCAUGCCGAGGAAGUCUGGCCUUGUAUCAAGGAUAUCUGGCCUGUUGUAGAGGACCUCUGGCCUGAUAUCGAGGACAUCUGGCCUGUUGUAGAGGACCUCUGGCCUGAAGUCGAGGACAUCUGGCCUGAUGUCGAGGAACCCAGGCAUUCGAUCCAGGACAUCUGGCCUGCUAUGGAGGACAUCUGGCCUGAUGUCGAGGAACCCUGGUAUUCUAUCGAGGACAUCUGGCCUGCUAUGGAGGACAUCUGGCCUGAUGUCGAGGAACCCUGGUAUUCUAUCGAGGACAUCUGUCCUGCUAUGGAGGACAUCUGGCCUGAUGUCGAGGAACCCUGGUAUUCUAUCAAGGACCUCUGGCCUGAAAUCGAGGACAUCUGGCCUGAUGUCGAGGAACCCUGGCAUUCUAUCAAGGACAUCUGGCCUGAAAUCGAGGACAUCUGGCCUGAUGUCGAGGAACCCUGGCAUUCUAUCAAGGACAUCUGGCCUGCUAUGGAGGACAUCUGGCCUGAUGUGGAAGAACCCUGGCAUUCUAUCGAGGACAUCUGGCCUGCUACCGAAGACAUCUGGCCUGCUAUCGAGGAAAUCUGGCCUCUUCUCGAGGAAGCCUGGCCUGAUAUUGAAGAGGACUUGUAUGUCUGGAAUAGCGACCAGGAGAACGAAGUAGUUCAGGAGGAAGCUGAAGAAGACCAGGACUGCAAUAAUGAAGAAAAGGAGGAGGAAAAGGAGGAGGAGGAGGAGGAGGAGGUGCAGGAGGAGGAGGAGGAGGAAGAGGAAGACAAUAAAGAUGACAACUAUGAAUAUGAGAAGAAAGGAGAAAAUGAGGUUGAGGAUCAGGGGAAGAAGAUCAUCCUGCAUGUUAUUGAGGGCAAUGAAAGCCAUGGAUGAAGAUAGGAUCAAUUAAUCCAUUCUUUGUGGACUUGAGAUCAUCUAACAUUCUUUAUCAUGUGGAAAGUUAUCAUCAGUGUUCCUAUUCUAAUAUUCUUCAUCCAAAUAUAUUUACUUAAACCUUCCCCUACUGUU
Messenger RNA from Peromyscus leucopus (white-footed mouse), 1667 nucleotides. RefSeq names its product golgin subfamily A member 6-like protein 22. The record is from RefSeq and is a predicted model, not a curated record. The transcript is spliced from 2 exons. Lineage: Eukaryota; Metazoa; Chordata; Mammalia; Rodentia; Cricetidae. Bases 294 to 1532 code for a protein of 412 amino acids.